Messenger RNA from Seminavis robusta, 1287 nucleotides. The record is from the annotation of a GenBank genome assembly. Lineage: Eukaryota; Bacillariophyta; Bacillariophyceae; Naviculales; Naviculaceae.
AUGGGUUUGUUACGAACAUUAUCGUCGUCGAAUCCUCCCUUUUUUGGUCGAGGCUUGGGUCGACCGCGUCGGCAUCACUCAGCGGGUGCGGAACGACGUCCGUCGGAAAUGAAUAUCAUGGGCAACGAUGGCGUAGUGAGUGCGGAAUACACUUUGAAAACCAUCAAACAGGCGCAAUCCAAUCCACGCUUGACCAAACUGGAAUUGGAAGAUGUCAUUACCCGACAAGACAAGGAUUCCACAUCCAUCUAUGAGGCCAUUCAGACCUUGUUGGAUCAAGAGCGGGAAUGGAUCUAUAUUAAAUUCGUGGAUUCCAUGACGUUGCGAGAGGGAGGAGAUUCCGCUGCCACAUUGUUGGAGCACUAUAAGAAUCAUCGGCUCGGUAUGUGGGAUACCAUUCGACAACACACACACGACAAACCCAUCAUGUUCCAGGUCAAACUCGAAGUGGCGUCCGGGACACCCAUUACACUCGUGUCGGACAUGUUGACGGUACUGCAACAACUCGAUAGUUUGACCAGUAUCGAUUUUGGAGGAGGUUUGUAUGGAGUCCGAAAACCCGAUGUCCCCGAUCAAUUGGCGUUACUCUGUCAUGGCAAUAACAUGUGUUUGCCCGAAAUGAUCAUGUUGUCCCUCUCGUGUACCCCUCCGGACGCCGCGCCCAUUAAUAAUGCCGCCGGUCUGUUGCACGAGUGUGCUCGGAAACUGACACAGCAACGGCGAAGUGAUGACAGUACCAGUGAAGAAGAAGAAGAAGAAGAAGAUGUAUCUCCCAAACGCAUUCGGCGCAAGAGCGCUAAAAAAGGAGACAACACCAAUAAAACAAUGGACGAAUCUUUGACGAUGAUUGACAUUCUCGUCGAUUCUACCAAAAAGCAACGAUUGAACGACGACAGUGACAAGAGUACGAACAAUACAUCCCCUACCCGCCGUCGUCGCCGAUCUCCCAGGGUUCCCCGACGUCAACGCCGCCAUCUCAGCAAUAGUGAACGCGCACCAGAUCCCGCCGAUUACAAUUGGACUCGACGACGGCACAGUCGACGUCACAGUUCGUCCAACAACAGCAAACAACAACAAUUGCACAAUAGCGCUCCAGCACUGCAUUACAAACACUCUAGCAGCAGCACUACGAAAACAGCAACCAAGAUACAACCCGACUUUCGAUGGGACAAGUUGCAUCAAAAUGGUCCGGUCAUGGAUGCCAGUACGCCGCAACAACCACGACGCAGAUCGUCCACCCGAUCGUCCACCCGAAAUUCCUUGCGACGUACGGCCACAUAUUCGUAA